UAAUAUCGACAAUAACAAUUUAAUCUUUAAAAUAUUUCUUUCAUAUCACAUCUUAUUGAAGAGAGCAAGCAUAAUUUGACCGUAGCUUGUCUUACAUAUAAAAUUACAAAAUCUGCUGUAACACAAUGGAUCAGGACCUUGGAAGCGUUCUGGAUGAUCAGUUGUUGCCAAGCAACAAGUCAGAUGUCUUCGUGAUUAGCCAAUCAGCUAGCAGCGCCGGUGAUUUGAUCAGCGAUGAGGAAUUUAACAACUUUAACAUUUAUUUUCUCCAGAUGUCACUUUCUUUGGUUUCUUCAGUUGGUAUCGUGACAAAUGUCAUGAAUGUCAUGGUCUACUGGAAGCAUGUACCGAGGUACGGGGUCACGUCUACAUUUAUUUUCCUGUCUGUGUCUGACGUAGCUAGCUGCGUGUUCUCUUUGCUUAGCAUUUGUUGCUAUGUUAUCCAGGGUCACUGGCCCAUCAGGAGCGUAAAUAUGCUGGCUAUCCAGUACGCAUACCUUGGUUAUAGCCGGGGGUGUGCAUACGUCAUUUCUACCUGCCUUACGGUCUACCUAUCAGUGGAGCGCUGUUUUUGCAUCAAAUUCCCGCUUAAUGUCAAGGUUAUCCUUGCCCCGCACCGCUCUUUGCUCAUUAAAUUUUCCAUCGUGGUCUUUGGUCUUGCUUGUUUCACUCCAGCCUGGGCCACACAAGGCCUGCAGGUCGUCUUCGACACUACCACCAACGAAACUCACCUUGACCUUUGGCUGGCUGACUGCAGGCGAGAGAUCGACCUUUUUGUUGACACGUUUGCCGGAGUCGUGAUACCGACCGUCGCCCAAGUCGUGAUAACUGUCUGUGCUGUUUUUAUCAUCAACGGCCUAAAAUCGUCCGCUGAAUUUCGACAGGUCGCCUCCGGAAAACAAAUAAGGUCCAAACUGGGAGAGAAAACUUUGCUCGAAGACUUGGGCGACAAAGCGCAGACGAUCAUGACGUCAAAGGAAGCCAAAGCAGCAAAAGUUGUAGUCCUUGUAGCCGUCCUCUUCUUCGCCUGCAAUGUCCCAGUUCUGCUGGUGGCCUACACAAGGAUGUUUAUCACUGAGCUUGACUUUGGUAAAAUGUAUUACAAACUAUACAAUGUACUCUACACCGUGGUCUACGCCUCUGGGCUGGUCAACGCCUGCGUGAACAUUGUGAUCUACUAUACAGUUAGCGCCAAAUUCAAGUCAGUAUUUCUCUCUCUAUUCUGUAAAUCUUAAAAUGAGUUACAAGAGAAAACAAUCCAUCAGUGGACACUUCACAAACAAACAUUACAAUGAAUCACGAUCCGGACAGUAACGAAGAAUAACUAUAAGCUCGCGAAUUUAAUUUUAACCCGCCCCCUCCUUUUUUUUUUAAAGUAUAUCUUUAUAGUGGUCUUUUUUUUUACUUUUUUUUCUUUGGCUAGGUCAGUGCUUCUCAACCUGGGUGACUGCCUGGUAUGUGCCCUAGUCUGUCCUCAAAAUGGUCCCUGAUCGAUUCCUGCCCUCUUCAAUCCCCUGCUUCCUGCAGCUGCACGUAACAACCUUCUUUCUGAAGUAACUUCCGAAACAAAAGCAGGAACAACACAAAAGACUUUAAAAACCUGGGGUGUAGUUUGAGAUCCCAAUGAUACUCAGUCUUUGUGAUUUCUUUGUGUAUUAUGGCAGGAGUUUCGAUGGGCUGUAUUACAAGGCGUCAGGGGCGGUAUAUGGCACCCGGGUAGAAGCACUAACCUAGGUAACAAAUGUAGAUCUU
Biomphalaria glabrata is the source of this 1752-nucleotide messenger RNA. RefSeq names its product alpha-1A adrenergic receptor-like. Gene Ontology annotation, cellular component: membrane. Gene Ontology annotation, biological process: neuropeptide signaling pathway. Gene Ontology annotation, molecular function: G protein-coupled peptide receptor activity. The transcript is spliced from 2 exons. The record is from RefSeq and is a predicted model, not a curated record. Bases 126 to 1235 code for a protein of 369 amino acids. NCBI's taxonomy places the organism in Eukaryota, Metazoa, Mollusca, Gastropoda, Planorbidae.